Molecule: messenger RNA, 919 nt
Organism: Bactrocera neohumeralis
Lineage: Eukaryota; Metazoa; Arthropoda; Insecta; Diptera; Tephritidae
Product: cuticle protein 38
Exons: 2
Coding region: 83-499 (138 amino acids)
Source: RefSeq, a predicted model, not a curated record
UUGCGGUUAACAAUAUCUAGUGGUAGUUGUACCUUAAAGCCUUGCAUUCUAAAAACUUAGGAAAAACUCAACUCAAUACAAAAUGUUCAAAUUGAUCGUUACUCUGUCUGCACUCUGCGCCGUUGCCUCCGCCGGCUACCUUGGUGGCUAUGGACUCGGCGGUCUUAGCGGACAUGGUGGUCUAGGCUAUGGUUUGGGUUAUAGCGGCUACAGUGGCAUUGUUGCACCAGCUUACCAUGCACCCGCCAUUGUGGCACCCGCACCAAUUGUGAAGACCUACAGCGCGCCCAUCGUUGCCGCUCCAGUGGUGAAGACCAUCGCGCCAUUGGCCACAUCAUAUGCCAACACCUACAAAGUGGCCACCAAGGCUAUUCCAGUAGUGCAUGCCGCACCUGCUCUGGUGCAAGCUGCGCCAGCUGUUUAUGCCGCACCCGCUUACCACGGUUCCUUGGGAGGUUAUGGUCUGAACUAUGGCUAUGGUCAUGGUUUGUUGCAUUAAGGAGUGAAUUUGAAGAGAAAAUGGUGAAAUGAUCGUGUGGACAAGGAUAUGACAACGGCUAAUGACUAAUCUAACGUUAAAAAAAAACAUAAAACUAAUGCCAGCACAAGAAGGUGUACGGCGCGUGCCGUAGAGCUUUGUAAUGUGAGAAAACAUUUUCUGAUAUUGAUUUUGCCAGCAGCGCAAAUUCUUUGAGAGAGACUGGAGUGAGUACAUAAUGCAGACUAUUCAUAGAAAUAAGAACAGCGAGCACUCAAGUGGUAGCCACUUUUGCAGUGAGUGAGCAGAGCUGAGCAGAAACUACUUAACUGCCAACAACCGACGAGUAUUCUUUUCCGCAGAGGUUUUGUUUGUUUGUUUCGUGUGUUAAAUUUUGAGCCUAAUUUUUAAGUAUUUUUGUAAUAAAUUGUUGAAACGAAA